Molecule: messenger RNA, 1473 nt
Organism: Aedes albopictus (Asian tiger mosquito)
Lineage: Eukaryota; Metazoa; Arthropoda; Insecta; Diptera; Culicidae
Exons: 2
Coding region: 306-1265 (319 amino acids)
Molecular function (GO): phosphatase activity
Source: RefSeq, a predicted model, not a curated record
UGAAAACCGUUCGACAGAACAAGAUAGCUUAUCAGUGAGAUACUGCCAUUCUAAACAAUGCUGCUCAACAGAAACAAUUGCAUCUGUCGCUUUCCAAACCGCUACAUGGGCUGGCUAAGCACGGAGAGUCUCAUUAUCUCGUUCGACUAUAAAUGAGGCCUUGAUGUUGCUCAGCGUUUCAAAAUUGAAGUUGUAUCCAGACAAGAAAGUAACAUUUUAUAAUCAAGUGACAAAGAGACAGUGAUAGAAAACUAAGUGUAUUGAAUAGUUGUUAGUGAGUGUUUUAAUAAGUGAAUAAACGCAAAAUGCCUGCCAUCAAGAACCAGAAGGCCCCCAUUCGUCACGUGUUGGAUCUGUCCAAGGAGGAGAAACGACAGUUUUUGGAAUCGUUCGACACCAUCAUGUCGGACUGUGACGGUGUCGUGUGGGACUUUAUCGGCCCCAUUCCGGGCGUCGACCAAGCCCUACCGCUGCUGAAGAAGAAGGGCAAAAAGCUCGCCUUCAUCUCCAACAAUGGAAUGCGCACCAUGGAGGAGUACAAGCGGAAAUUCCUGAACCUGGGAAUCCCGUCACACGAGCUGGACAUUGUCCAUCCGGCUCUGACCACAGUUCGCUACCUGAAGGCGAUCAACAUGACGGAUGCGGUCUAUUGCGUUGCCACCGAGGUGUUCAAAGACUAUCUCCGGAACGAGCAGUACACGGUCUUAGAUGGGCCUGACGAUCGUUUCCCAGACGAAAGAGCGGCCGAUUCGGUUCGCGUGUUCACAGAUUUCUUCACGGAACCGGACAGCCCCCGGGUAGGCGCGGUCGUAAUGGAUAUCGACGUGAACAUUUCGCUGGCGCACUUGAUGAAAGCCAAGUGUUACCUGGAGCGCAAUCCGGACUGCAUCCUGAUUGUGGGCGCCACCGACUACAUCGUCCCCCUGGGCGACCGCAUGGACGUCAUCGGUCCGGGAUACUUCAUCGACAUCCUGGAAAAGGCCACCGGUCGUAAAGCGUUGGUUCUUGGCAAACCGGGCCAAGCUCUGGCCGACUUCGUUCUGGAACAGUUCAAUGUAACGCGGCCCAAGCGAGUGCUGUUCAUCGGUGACAUGCUGCCGCAGGAUAUGGGCUUCGGGUCCCGAUGCGGCUUCCAGAAGCUGCUGAUGCUCAGCGGAGGCACCACCAUGGACAUGCUGCGGGCGCAUAAGAAGCCUGAGGAGCUUCCCGACUUCUACAUGGACAGCUUCGCCGAUUUUAUCCAGCUGUACAAGGAAGUACAAUAGAGGUGAAACGAUUUUUAUUAGAUUUGAACAAAUCUAUUCCACGUUGCAGCUGGAUUGCAACUUCACUUCCUUGGAAGUGUGAGUGCGUACCGCCAUGUAAGUGUUACCGUGUAACCUUUGGCACAUGACUUUGCAUAUUUUGUAAGGGUGUACACAUCGAUGUGAUAUUUUUACAAUAAAAUGUGAUAUGAUUGUAAAUGUGUUUAAA